AUGUCUCCUACCUUGCUCAGAAACGUCGACACGGUCGAAAUUGUGAAUAUCCACCGGAAUGACAUGGAAUUCUCCCUUGUGGACAAUAUCUACAAGAAUCUGGACCCACCAGCAGGCAGACAGCGCGCAUUCCCUACCCUCCUACUCUACGACACUAAAGGAUUGAAGCUCUUCGAGGAGAUCACUUACUUGGAUGAAUAUUAUCUUACCAAUACGGAGAUCGAAAUUUUGACAAACCAUGCGAAGAGGAUAGUCGCACGCAUUCCAGAAAAUGCACAGUUGGUGGAGCUUGGCAGUGGAAACCUGCGCAAGAUCGAGAUUCUACUUCGAGAAUGUGAACGGAUCGAAAAGAAAGUAGAUUACUAUGCUUUGGACCUUUCAUUGGGGGAGUUAGAGCGAACAUUCUCUGAAAUCUCACCUGAGAGCUUCAUCCAUGUAGGAUUCCAUGGUCUCCAUGGAACGUACGAUGAUGCUGUCGGCUGGCUGAAAAGCCCAGAAAAUCGGAAGCGACCGACAGUGGUCUUGUCGAUGGGAUCAUCCAUGGGCAAUUUUAGUCCCUCGAAUGCUGCGGAAUUUCUUGGUGGUUUUUCCAAGCUAUUGAGCCCAUCCGAUUUCAUGCUUAUCGGAUUGGAUGCAUGCAAGAACCCAGAGAAAGUGUUCAAGGCCUAUAACGAUUCCAAAGGCAUUACUCGCCAAUUCUAUGAGAAUGGGCUCCUUCAUGCCAAUACGGUUCUUGGCUUCGAGGCCUUCAAGCCUAACGAAUGGGAGAUCUUGACUGAGUAUGAUACCCGUGAGGGACGGCAUCAAGCCUUUUAUGUCCCGAGAGUUGAUGUGGUCAUCAAUGGGAUCAAUAUUCCCAAGGGAGAGAAACUCAUAUUUGAAGAGGCAUGGAAGUACGGUCGCAACGAGCGGGAUGAGCUGUGGCGUAAUGCAAACCUCAUUUCCCAGGUCGAAUUUGGAAAUUUGACAGAUGAUUAUCACCUUCAUCUGCUAUCACCCGCUGCGCUUGAUGUGUCUAUGAACCCUUCGAAGUAUGCAGCCCAAUCGAUCCCGAGUAUCGACAACUUCCAGUCCCUGUGGACUGCAUGGGACCUCGCGACCAGAACCAUGGUCCCUCGCGAGGAGCUUUUUUCCAAACCGAUCAAACUCCGAAAUGAGCUGAUCUUUUAUUUUGGCCACAUCCCGACAUUUUUCGAUAUUCAUCUGACGCGGGCUUUGCAGGAGGAGCCUACUGAACCGAGUCAUUAUAAACUGAUUUUUGAGCGCGGCAUUGACCCGGACGUCGAAGAUCCACAGCAAUGCCACCCCCACAGCGAAAUACCUGAGGAGUGGCCGCCACUAGACGAGAUUCUGGACUACCAAGAUAGAGUGCGGAAUCGUGCGUUUUCAAUCCUACAAGAGGGAUGUGCGUCGCAAGACCGCGCUACUGGAGAGGCUCUUUGGAUUGGAUAUGAGCACGAAGCAAUGCAUCUCGAGACUUUCCUCUACAUGCUACUCCAGAGUGAUAAGACUCUUCCUCCCAUAGGAGUUGAUCGCCCGAAUUUUGAGCAAAUCAGUCGCCAGGCGAAGAUAAACGAAAAGCCAAACAAAUGGUUCACCAUUCCACAACAGACUAUCGAAAUUGGAUUGGAUGACUGCAACGAAGAAGUUAUGCCAAAUAAAUCUUUUGGAUGGGACAACGAGAAGCCCCAAAGAAGGGUCACUGUGCAUGCCUUUGAAGCUCAAGCGAGGCCUAUCACCAAUGGUGAAUAUGCCAAGUACAUACAGGAGGAGGGUAUUCAAACAUAUCCCGCGUCUUGGGUUUUUAACCGGGGCCAAGACAAUCCCAUUUCCAAGGGCAUCGGUUCCUCACGCGCCCAGGCCGGUUCGAGCUCCAGUCCUGCAGUAUUCUCUCUGGAGGACGUCACAGUUCGAACCGUGUUCGGGCCUGUGGCUCUUAAAGUUGCACAAGACUGGCCAUUGGUUGCUUCGUACGAUGAAGUGGCGAGCUAUGCAAAGUGCAUGCAAUGCAGGAUCCCCACCUUUGAAGAGACCAGGAGCAUAUAUCACUACUCGGACCAACUCAAAAGUGAUCGAGUCACGAAUAGCCGCAGGAAUGGGAUCAAUGGGUUUGCUAAUGGUAGCAAGCCCCACUCUACUGAUCAGACUAUUUUCCGUGAUCUCACCGGUUGCAAUGUUGGCUUUAAUAACUGGCACCCUGUUCCUGUCACACCCAAUGGGGAUCAGUUAGCCGGUCAGGGUGAAAUGGGAGGUGUUUGGGAAUGGACUAGCACACCAUUGAUGCCGCACGACGGCUUCAAAUCCAUGGACAUCUACCCCGGAUACACAUCGGACUUCUUUGAUGGAAAGCACAAUAUCGUUCUCGGGGGCUCCUGGGCUACUGUGCCUCGCAUUGCUGGCCGGACUACUUUUGUCAAUUGGUAUCAGCAUAACUACCGCUAUACAUGGGCGGGUGCACGUCUAGUUAGAGAUAUAUAG
This is a messenger RNA of Penicillium samsonianum, 2478 nucleotides long. RefSeq names its product DUF323 domain protein. Bases 1 to 2478 code for a protein of 825 amino acids. The transcript is spliced from 7 exons. NCBI's taxonomy places the organism in Eukaryota, Fungi, Ascomycota, Eurotiomycetes, Eurotiales, Aspergillaceae. The record is from RefSeq and is a predicted model, not a curated record.